AUGAAGCAAGUUAAAUUCGUCCCACACCAAUCUCAAUGGACCGAUGAAGAGUUUCAAGCCAUGGUUGAAGGCGUUGAGAACGACAUAGACGGCGAACUUGAAGGAGCUCAAACCACAAUUGCAACCAAAAUUGCACAAGUCAAGGAACAGAUAGCUCCACUUAAAGCUACCAAAGCUACUCUUGACCUCAUGGAUAGUUACCGUUUAGAUGUCAAGA
This is a messenger RNA of Trichomonas vaginalis G3, 217 nucleotides long. RefSeq lists its product as uncharacterized. Lineage: Eukaryota; Parabasalia; Trichomonadida; Trichomonadidae. The annotation marks the transcript as partial. The record is from RefSeq and is a predicted model, not a curated record. The transcript has a single exon.